This is a messenger RNA of Heterobasidion irregulare TC 32-1, 999 nucleotides long. RefSeq lists its product as uncharacterized. Gene Ontology annotation, molecular function: deoxyhypusine monooxygenase activity. The transcript is spliced from 6 exons. The record is from RefSeq and is a predicted model, not a curated record. Bases 1 to 999 code for a protein of 332 amino acids. NCBI's taxonomy places the organism in Eukaryota, Fungi, Basidiomycota, Agaricomycetes, Russulales, Bondarzewiaceae. Gene Ontology annotation, biological process: peptidyl-hypusine biosynthetic process.
AUGUCUGCCGGACUCGUUGUAUCCGACUCUGACCUUGAGAACCUCGAGGACACCCUUCUAAACAAGUCUGGGGGUAUCCCCCUACACAACAGGUUCAGAGCGCUGUUCACGCUCAAGGCGCUCAAGAACGAAGACGCGAUACGCAUCAUUUCAAAAGGAUUUCAGGAUCCAUCUGCUUUGCUGAAACAUGAAUUGGCGUAUUGUUUGGGUCAGAUCGAGCACGAAGCAGCACUUCCUACGCUUGAGAGGGUGUUAGCAGAUGCAACUGAAGAUCCAAUGGUUCGACAUGAGGCAGCGGAGGCCAUGGGCGCAAUCUCUUCUACUUCAUCACUCCCCAUUCUGAAGAAGUACAUCCGCGAUCCAGAGCGAGCAGUACGCGAGACGUGCGAGAUUGCGCUCGCAAGAAUAGAAUGGGACAACUCUGAAGAGGGACGGCGACAUCAAUCCGCGCAGGCGAUUCAGACGUUUACAUCUAUUGAUCCUGCACCCCCUACUUCUGGGCUCUUGUCCGGAAAGCCAAAAUCAGAAGAUCUAUCUGAAGCCAGUAUCUCGCGGCUACAGUCGCAGCUUGUAGAUACAAAGCUCCCGCUUUUCGAGCGAUAUCGUGCUAUGUUCGCAUUGCGAAACAUCGGUACAGCGGAAGCCGUCGAUGCACUUGCCUCUGGCUUCACAGACGACAGUGCGCUCUUCAAGCAUGAAAUCGCAUUUGUAUUCGGCCAAUUACUCUCGCCACAUUCCGUCCCUGCCCUCCUUCAAGUUCUACAGAGCUCUUCCGAGUCGGAUAUGGUUCGGCAUGAAGCUGCUGAAGCCCUUGGUGGAAUUGCGACGCCAGAGGUUCUACCGUACCUCAAAGAGUACAUCAAUAAGGAAGAUGUCCCCGUGGUUGUGCGAGAGAGCUGCCAAGUCGCUCUUGAUAUGUACGAGUAUGAAAACUCUGACCAGUUUCAGUAUGCGAAUGGAUUAGACGGCACGCUCCUCUCUCAGGUGGUUGGUGCAUAG